Messenger RNA from Eutrema salsugineum, 1199 nucleotides. RefSeq names its product THO complex subunit 4B. The record is from RefSeq and is a predicted model, not a curated record. The transcript has 5 exons. Gene Ontology annotation, molecular function: mRNA binding. Lineage: Eukaryota; Viridiplantae; Streptophyta; Magnoliopsida; Brassicales; Brassicaceae. Gene Ontology annotation, cellular component: nucleus. Bases 110 to 973 code for a protein of 287 amino acids. Gene Ontology annotation, biological process: mRNA export from nucleus.
ACAGCAUCUCUUUCUAUCUCGGAACGUUGUUUUCCUUGUCACCGCAACGAAACCCUAGCUGCUUUCUUCUUCCUCCUCAAUCUCGGAAACAGAGAAUUCUCCGGCGAAGAUGGCAGGUGGCUUGGAUAUGUCACUUGAUGAUAUCAUCAAAUCUAAUCGAAGACCUGCGGGAUCUCGUGGCCGAGGCGUCGGUGGUUCAAGUAGCGGUGGUCGCGGAUUCGGCGGUUCCGGUCCCGGCUCCGGUCCGUCUCGCCGAUUCGCUAACCGUGUUGGAAACAGAGCGGCGCCAUAUUCAAGGCCGGUUCAACAACAAGCUCAAGACGCGAUGUGGCAGAACGACGUUUUCGCUACUGAUGCGAGUGUGGCGGCGGCGUUUGGGCAUCAGUCAGCAGGCAUCGGCGGCUCGUCGAUCGAGACUGGAACGAAGCUCUACAUUUCCAACUUAGAUUAUGGUGUCUCCAACGAGGACAUCAAGGAGCUCUUCUCAGAGGUUGGUGACCUUAAGCGAUAUGGGAUUCACUAUGAUAGGAGUGGAAGAUCGAAGGGUACUGCUGAGGUUGUUUUCUCGCGGCGUGGGGAUGCCUUGGCGGCUGUCAAGCGUUACAACAAUGUUCAAUUGGAUGGAAAGCUGAUGAAGAUAGAGAUUGUUGGAACUAAUCUUUCAGCUCCAACUCCUCCGCUUCUUGCUCCAGCUCAUAUACCUUUUCCUGCAAAUGGUAUACUUGGUAACUUUAAUGAGAACUACAAUGGCAACUUCAAUGGGAACUUCAAUGGAAACUUCAGAGGAAGAGGAAGAGGCGGUUUUAUGGGGCGGCCUCGUGGUGGUUUUGGCGGUGGUAAUUUCCGAGGUGGUAGGGGAGCUAGAGGAGGUGGUGGUCGUGGCAGUGGAAGAGGACGUGAUGAGAAGGUAUCUGCAGAGGAUCUUGAUGCUGAAUUGGACAAGUAUCACAAAGAGGCAAUGGAAACAAGUUAAAAAGGAGCUACAACGUUUUCCUUUAGUGCAUGAUAUGCUUAUGUAUGAGUAUGAUCUUUUGAUUAAUGUCAUUGGGUCUGACAUUUUCGAUUCGAGGUUUAGCUAUUUUUUUUUCUCUCUUUGUGAGCGUUUUAGCUUUUACAGUUGAGUUCAGAGAAACAAGCAUUGUGUGUACCGUGGAACUCAAACUCUUCUAAAGUGUUUCUUCAAAACACAAUUCCAUCUA